UGGAGGCGGAGAGCCCCCGGUGAAUACAUGCCCGGAGCUCACUCUUCUCCCUUCAGCCUGGUUUCCCCAUUGUGUGGCACCUCCUGGAAGCCAGAGGGCAUGGGAGAGCCCACUGCUGCAGUCCAGGCAGAAGGAAGUAGAUGUGGAUAAAGGUCCCUACAAGCCAGAUGAUGGAUACAGAAGACACUCAAAAUGUAACUGAACUAGCUCUAGCUUUAGCCAAGAAUGCCAUCGCUGCUGCUAUCAAGUCCAUGGAAGAAGCCGAAAACCCCAUCAAAAAUAUCGACUGGAUCACACAGGGUGAAUUCACAGAAGAAAGGGGCCGUAAACAAAUUGAGGAGUUCAUUUCGAACUGGGAGUAUCAAGGCCGCUGGUUGCACUACACAGAGUUUUUAAAGAGGGAAGAUGUGAUUCACAGCUUCCACUACAUCUACUGUGUACACUGGAGCAUCCCAACUGCUCGGAGACCCAUAGCACGAACCACUGCCAGUGUCUACUUCACCAUCAAGAUCAACACAAACAAACCUCCGGAUACACCCAUUGAUGUCUCUUACGUCUUUGAGAGCCAUUCAUGUGUUCACAGACCAGGAAUGACUCACUUUCAAGAAAAACACCUGAGGGACAUUAUUGAGGCCAAAUAUAUUUUAAUGAAUUCAAAUAUCUUCCAAUUCAACAGUGUCAGAAUCUUCCAGAAUAUUUUAGGAAUAGAUUUCUCAUCGGAGUGUGUUAAAAAUACGAUACUGCACAUCAAACCACGGAAUAUUUAUUGAAUAAUAAACUUGUGGCACACAAUCCAGCUGCAUUGGUUUUCUUUGCAUUCAUUCAUUUUCCAGUUGGCAACUUCCAUCACAUUAGCAGAGUAACCAGUAAGUUGUCUUCUAUUUUUUUUUUAAAUUUUAUUUAUUUAUUUAUUCAUUUGUUUUUGGCUGUGUUGGGUCUUCGUUUCUGUGCAAGGGCUUUCUCUA
Molecule: messenger RNA, 965 nt
Organism: Balaenoptera musculus (blue whale)
Lineage: Eukaryota; Metazoa; Chordata; Mammalia; Artiodactyla; Balaenopteridae
Gene: AKAP14
Product: A-kinase anchoring protein 14
Exons: 6
Coding region: 141-770 (209 amino acids)
Cellular component (GO): cAMP-dependent protein kinase complex
Molecular function (GO): protein kinase A regulatory subunit binding
Source: RefSeq, a predicted model, not a curated record